Molecule: messenger RNA, 1616 nt
Organism: Elaeis guineensis (African oil palm)
Lineage: Eukaryota; Viridiplantae; Streptophyta; Magnoliopsida; Arecales; Arecaceae
Product: clp protease adapter protein ClpF, chloroplastic
Molecular function (GO): DNA binding; protein binding
Source: RefSeq, a predicted model, not a curated record
CCUGGGGUAAGAAAAUAUUUGGUAGGCAUAGCUUCCUCGGUCCCCGUCCCUCCCUCCCUCCCUCUAUCUCUUCUAUCGGGCUUUUUGUCCCACCCUCCAGUUGCUAGCCGGAAGAAAUCGCUCAGAUCUCUCUGUUUCUCUCUCUCUUUUUUGAGAACAAGAUCAGAGGUCUUUCUAUCUUCAAAUCUUUUUUCUCAGGGUUUCAAUCGAUCUGCUCCAAACAAUUGCUUGAUGAGUUGAAGUUUAUAAUCAGCUUGUUGAGCAAAGGAUUCUGUCCCUACAAAAUGAUGCAAGGUGUUUCAGUAAGCAGUUUGGCUGCCUCUGCAAAUGGAGGGAGCUGUGGAGCACUUGCGAUGUUGAGAAGUGAUCUAAGACUUUUGCACAAGACCCAUACAAACUCUUUGACUGAUGGACCUUUUCUGUGGCAUCAGUGUGCACGAACAUUGUUUCCAACUAACUCUAAUAGAACAAGACGAAUGGGGUCCGGGCUCAAAGCCACAUGGCUAUUCAAGGGAAAUGGCAAAGAGUUGGAUCCAAACACAGAGCGCAGUGAGUCUGCUAAUGAUGACAUCCUAAUAUUCUUUUUUCAGCUGGACUUGGAGACUCGAAUACAGUAUGCUCUAAAUAUAGAACAAUAUGAUGCAGCACAACAAUUGAGGAACAAGCUUGCUGAGAUCGAAACAGAAAUAAUUAAGCAACGGGAAGCUAAAAGGGGUUCUUCGAAGAAUGAUGCUCAGGAUAAGGCCAUAAAUCUCUUACGGCUGCGUGCAGACUUGCAGAAAGCUAUUGAGAGUGAAAACUAUGCUGUGGCUGCUGAGUUGCGUGAUGAAAUCUCCAAACUUGAGGCUGAGUCUUUGGCUGCAUCAGCAAAAGCUCUUGCUUAUCAAAAUGUGCAAUAUGCAUUUCGAUUGGGACAGAGAGUACGACAUAAAGUUUUUGGGUAUCGUGCAGUAAUUUGUGGCAUGGAUCCUGUAUGCUGUGAAUCAAGUUCAUGGAUGGAGAUUGCACAUGUCGAUAAGUUGCUUCAAGGGCCUAAUCAACCAUUUUAUCAGGUCUUGGUUGAUGUACAUGCAGAUCCAAACCUGCUUGUUGCAUAUGUUCCAGAGGAGAAUCUUUUAGCCAAUGACCAACCAGACAAGAUGCAGGACAGGUUUGAUCAUCCAUACAUUUCCUUCCUGUUUUAUGGAAUGGAUACAGCAGGGGACUUCAUUCCUAUAAAACAGCUUCGAGAGAAAUUCAAUAGGCCUCGCUAUGAAGUUCCUGCGGAUAUGCAUGAUGAAGAUGGUGAUGACAAUGCUUAAAGCAUGCUUGCUCAAACGAACGAUCUAAUCUUCACUGUCACAAGACUGUAGCUGCCUCACAGGUCCUUGAGAAAUCAAAUUUGCCAGGUGUUGUGGAGACUCUUCUUAGACCUGCACACGUUCCUUCAUAAGGUGAAAGGAUGGGAAAAAAGAAGUUAAAAGAGAGCGAGAGAGAGAGAGAGAAGAGGCUAUUGUUUGUGCAUCUUUGAUUUGUAAAUGUUGUCAUGACUCGUUGAGCAUAUUUUGCUACACUAGUUUUUGGUGGAGAAAUGAAAUAUCUUGGGAUGAGUUACAUUUCUUCAAAGGUUUUAAAUU